GCCUUUGGUGAUCCACACAUUAAAACACUAGAUGGUGUCACAUACACAAUGAAUGGAUGGGGUGAAUAUACCCUAAUGGAAGUCAAGUCAGAAAACUUUACAUUACAGGCCAGAACACACAGAGCUGAGAAUGUCAAAGGUCAAGAGGUCAAUGGCACAGUUUUUUCUGCUUUAGCUGCUAAAGAAUGGGAUAAUGCAAGUCUACAAGUUGAACUAGCAUCAACAAACACAUCAAUGAUUAUCUACAUCAAUGAAAUUGACUUCACAAAUGAUUUUUAUAACAAUCCAGAGUUCAGUGUAAACUUAGAAACAAUCAGCGCUGUACAAGAAUGUAUCUCUAACAAGACACUUCUGAUUGUAACAUUUCCUUGUGGGGUUACAGUAAAAGUUGCGGUUUCUUUAAAAAGUUUGGAAGUAGAGUUGGAUGUUGACCAAUACAUAAGAAACAAAACUGCUGGACUUUUUGGAAACUUUAAUGGCGAUAUAACAGAUGAGUUUGUUCUUCCUAAUGGAACUAUGCUCCCAGCAAACAUUACAGAACAGCAGAUUUUUUAUCAGUUUGCCAAGUAUUGGGAGGUAACAAUAGAGAACUCAAUAUUUACUUACAAAAACUAUGAGAGUGCUGUGGACUACCAACACCCAGAGUUUGUGCCCCUGUUCUUGGAUGAUGUAGAUACUGUAGUAAAAAUUAAUGCAAGCAGGAUCUGUGGAGACAAUACAUUUUGCUCGUAUGAUUUCAUUGCUUUACAAGAUCCAACUUUUGCCUUAAAUACAAAAUCAACUUCCCUAGCACAAGACUCAAGAAGGCAGGAUUUAGAAAAUAGUUCUCCAACAAUCAAUGUCAACAACAGAAACCAGACUUGGAAUGGAUUUUUAAUGAUUACAUCUGGACAAGAAGCUUCUCUUUCUGUCUUAACUGGAGAUACUAAUGGAGAUGGUGUUACUAUAGAAACUGUUGGCAACAUUUCUGGAGUCAGAAUAGAGAAAAACACUAUUAUUGUAUAUAACAAUAUUUUAAACCUCUCAAAACUUGGUUUUAGGGCAAGGGAUUCCCAUGGUGCGUACAGCUCCAUUAUGUACAUCACCAUAGCAACGUGCUCAGGCUGCAGUGGCCACGGUGUAUGUGACCCAGAAAACAUGAAACACCAGCAGACUUCUGAUUUUGACUUUGAGAAAAUGGCUUGCACAUGUUAUCCAGCCUACACAGGUCCCAACUGUGAGAAUGAGCUGGAUGCUUGUGACAUCAAACCCUGCUCACCAGGACAAAACUGCACAGAUCUAACAGCAGCUCAACAGGGACAGAACAACACAGGGUUUAUCUGUGGGCCUUGUCCUCCUGGUUUUAGAGACUUCCACGGGAAAUGUGUUGAUGUUGAUGAAUGUGAAUCUGUACCUGUUGUCUGUGAGCAAGUGUGUACAAACACAGAAGGAUCUUAUUUGUGUAGCUGUAGGGAUGGUUAUAGACAGGGAAAUGGUAGUACCCUUUGUAAAGAUAUUGAUGAGUGUGUAGAACACACUUCUUCCUGUAGCCAACUGUGUAUCAAUAAGGAUGGUAAUUAUUCAUGUGGGUGUUUGGAUGGUUACACUUUACAAGAAGAUCAGUUUUCAUGUUUUCUGGAGCCAGACCUCAUGGAUUUGUGUAAGGAAUGUCAACAACUUUGUAAUGUGGAUAACACUAACUUUGAAGUUCACUGUGGAUGUAACAUUGGAUAUUUUAUGGAUUCUAGUGAUGGUUUUAGCUGCAAAGAUAUAAAUGAAUGUGCAGAAGGAAACAUCAGCUGUACACAAGAGUGUGCUAAUACAGAAGGAAGCUUCAUCUGUUCUUGUAGACAAGGCUACCAGCUAGCAUCAGAUGGGAUCUCAUGUUCUCCUUGUGAGAUACCAGCCUAUGGCAUGAACUGUUCUGGCACCUGUGACUGCAAAGGUCAAGGGUCAUGUGAUCCUGUUGAAGGUUGCGUGUGUGAUAAGAACUGGUCAGGCGAGAGCUGUGAUGUAGAUGUGAAUGAAUGUGACCAGGAGAAUGUCUGUCCCAUUGGCCAGUUGUGUCGGAACACUCUCGGCUCCUUUGAUUGUCAGUGUCCUAGUGGGUAUGAGAAAAAGGGAGAUGACUGUCUAGAUAUAAAUGAGUGUAAAAGAUUCUUUACAAAUAUAACCUGUGACCUUCAGGUUGAAUAUUGCUAUAACACACCUGGUAGCUAUAUUUGCAGGUGUCGUCCUGGUUUUAGCCACAAUAAUGUUUCUGUUUGUGAAGAUAUUGAUGAGUGUAAACUUCGAAAUGAUGGCUGCUCUCAGAUUUGCAAAAACGUUAAAGGAAAAUACAAUUGUGAAUGUUUUGAUGGCUAUAUUUUGGCUGCAAAUAGGCAUGACUGUGUACUCUUUAGUGACGUUUGCACUAGUUCCAAGUUUAACUGUACCAGUAUCUGCAGUACUACAGAUGUAGCUAUUCCUAAUUGUGUUUGCCCCAGAGGUUACCAGAAGGUAGACUUUAAUGGAACAGAGUAUUGCAAGGAUAUAGAUGAAUGCGCAGAUGAAGAAAUGAACCUCUGCAGUGUCUUAGACAGAUGUGUUAAUGUGGAUGGAAAUUUUAACUGCAGCUGUCCACCUGGAUAUUCUUUAGAUAAUGAUGGAAGGAGCUGCAUAGAGUGCACUGGCAAAACUUGGGGUCCCCAAUGUUCUAAUAAUUGUGAAUGUAAGGCUGGAGCUGAUCACUGCGACACUGUGACUGGAUGUGUGUGUAAGCCAGGCUACACUGGUAAGAGAUGUGAAACUGACAUAGAUGAAUGCUCAGCUGGUUUCAUUACAUGUAGGGAGAGAGAAUUGUGUGUGAAUACUCAAGGCAGUGCUAACUGCAGGUGUAACAAUGUAACAGAAAAUAGAAUUUGUGUUGCCAGUAGAGCUUGUGUAAACAGAUCAAUGAACUGCAGUUUUAGCUGUGCAAGGAUUGGGGAUGUUGAUUCCUGCAUAUGCCCAGCUGGCCAAAAUGUAGCAUCUGAUUCAGUUACUUGUGUUGAAUGUGAAGAUGGAACAUAUGGUGUGAACUGUGGGAUGCAAUGUUCUUGUAAUAGAACCAACACAGAAAAAUGUGAUGUCAUCACAGGUCUUUGCUUGUGUAAACCUGACUGGAGUGGGGAGAAAUGUCACAUUUACAGUGUAGAUAGAAAUAAUAAAGCGUGUGAAAUAAAACAGAAAAUUGCACCAUGUACCGAACCAGAGAUUUGUGAAGAAAUUAAAGGCAUUGCUGUUUGCAGGGCUCCAAGUCAAGAACAGCAUGUGAUGACACUUAUAAUCGCCUUGUGUCUCAGCAUACCGACGUUUGUUCUUAUUGUUGUAGCCAUUGGAGUGUUAGUUUGGUGUUGGGCUAAACAAAAACAUAAAGUACAAGAUAGUAAACAGAUGACAGAACUACGUACUUAUGAUCAUUUGGGUCCAUCUAUCCAAGAACCUGAGUACUCAGAAGGAGAAACUCAAGUCAUGGAAAUUUAUGAUGAAAUCGAUGAUUUGUCUGUUGGUUUUGGUAACGAUGAAACUUCAGAUAAUUACCGCAAUAUUGAAUAUUCUGAAUAUACUGACCCAGAUGGUCAAGAGCAUGAUCAGCAGGAAUCUGACUCAGAUUGAUAUUUUAAUCCACAAAGAUGUCUUCGAGUAAAAUCAGUAAAAACUUUAAUUAUUUAGCCUACCCAUUUUAUGUUUGUUUAAAAUUGAAUGGAAUAAAAAUAGAAAUAAAUGGCU
This is a messenger RNA of Physella acuta, 3729 nucleotides long. Its product is annotated as fibrillin-1. Lineage: Eukaryota; Metazoa; Mollusca; Gastropoda; Physidae. Gene Ontology annotation, molecular function: calcium ion binding. The record is from RefSeq and is a predicted model, not a curated record.